AUUUUUUUAAUUAAAAUGAAAAAUAAAAAUAAAUUAAAAUGAAAUACAAAAUAAAUUAAAAUGAAAUACAAAAUAAAUUAAAAUGAAAUAGAAAAUAAUUUACAAUUAAAAUUAAAGUAAAAGUGAAUUUCACCAUGGCCGAGGGCUGCCACUACCAAAAUAUUCUGUAUAAUUUUUUUUUAAUUAAAGUGAAAAAUAAAAAUAAAUUAAAAUGAAAAAUAAAAAUAAAUUAAAAUGAAAAAUAAAAGUAAAUUAAAAUGAAAUACAAAAUACUGAUUUACAAUUAAAAUUACAAAGUAAAAGUGAAUUUCACCAUGGCCGAGGGCUGCCACUACCAUAAUGCACAGCGACCCGAGAGAAAUUCCCAUGAGCCGAGCAGUGACCGAGCAGUGGCCGAGCGCUAUCAUAACAUCCCAUGAACCUUUGCCCGCGCGGAAGGCAACAUGGCGGAGAAAUGGCGAAAGUUCAAAGAAGAUAUGAAAAAAAAACGCGCUUGAGUGGGAAGAGCCAAAAAGGGAAAGAUGUUUCCAAACGUGAAAUAACAGUUCAAAUGUUAAGCGCGGACGUGUCGGGCAAGGCCCAAAAGUAUUCACGUAUCGGCCCAAGGGAAUUUGUCCAGUUAUAUGACGACGACGAUGAAGAUCUAGAUCGAUUUUAUACAAAAGAAGAGAUGACAAUUGAACGAGUGAAGGAUGCAUGCCUGAAACAUUUUGAACCGAAGGUUGGAAACAAUGUUGUAUGUGAUAUUCUUGCCGGUGGGCAAGGACCUUCCUGCGCAUCCUUGAAACAAAUACCUAAUAUGAAUCUUAUAUACGUCAGAUUCAUAAACAAAAGCUCGACAGCAGAUGCGCCUGUAUUCGUUGAUGAUACUGACGCAGUUCAUCCGCAAAGCACAACUGUGAAACGAAAGGGCUCUAACUCUGUUCCAAGUCCAAAAAAAGCUAAAAUCUCAACACCAAUGCCCAAGAGUCUCUCGGUAACCCAUAUGUUGAAACUAGGUAAACUUAUAAACAAGUCUACCACUACCAUCCACUUGUAUGGAUUUAAUUUGGCAGAUAUGAGCUGGUCGUCUUCACCAAGGGCAGUUGAAUUUAGUGUUUCAGAAGAUGUGCUCGGAGAAGGUGCAUUCCGAAAAGCUUAUAAAGCAGAAUCAAAAGAUGAGAGCUUUGCUGGUUCAUGGGUAGUCAAAGAAUAUAAUGAAAAUGCAUUGGAUGUCAUUGCUGAGACCAAUCAAACUCUCGAAACCCAUACAAAGGUUGUACAAAUGCACAGCUUAGCCCAGAACUUUGCAAGCCAACUGAAGACAAGUGUUGAGCAAAAUGUCAUGCAAGAAUCUUUUGGUGAUUGUUUCCAUUAUGGGAGUGUCUACUUAGGAAAGAAAGGUGACGAAUUUGUCACAGUUGAAGAGUUUGUAGAUGGAGAGUUUAGUAAGUAUAUAAACAAUGAUGGCACAUUGUGCAAGAAUGUCAACGAAGUUAUAUUACAGAAAGCAGAGUGUCUUUCUCAUUUUUCUUUUGAAAAAUCCAACAAUCAGGUAAUGGUGUUAGAUAUCCAAGGAUGUGGCUACUCCCUUGUAGACCCAGAAGUUGCAUCAUCUUCCCUCUUUGGUGAAAAUAAAGAAUUACUUUUUACCACAGGGAAUUUGUGAUUUGAAGCAAUUGCAAAAUUUAAACUCAUUCAUAGAUGUAAUGAGUACUGUGAGCUUCUGAAGCUUAAAGUACUUGUAUAGAAAGAAUACACAAACUGCUGUUAGGGGAAAGUAAUGAUGUAUCUUUAAAACAUUGUUCUUAUUUCAGUUUGGUGUAUAACAAGGACACCUAAAACUUGAUAUUAUCGACAUUAUCUGUUAGUUACUCUUAGAAGAUUCAUUAAUGUCUUUUAAGAACAUAUCAGACUUUAAAUCGCAUCCCUAGUAAUGUGGUAGCAAAGAGUGACUGGGCAAGCAUCUGUUUAACACCAGGUUAUAAUAAAAAACUUUUAUGAACACAUUGGGCAAUUUAAUUUAAGUCUUAAAUUAACAGUUGGAAGACAUAGUAGGUCCAAUGUCUUUUACCACUUUUGGUGACUAGUGUUUGCAAUAAAGAUUGAUCACCAUUUAUGUUUUUGCUUGCUACACUGGUUUAAAUAAAUUAUUACAAAGCCUAUUUGAAUUGUAAUCAAACCCCAAUGUUUCGACACUCCAGUCUAGUGUCUUCAUCAGGGGUGAUCUAAAAUUGCAAUGUAGCUUCUUACAUACCCAAAGGAUGACAUCACCUGCCAAUGAGAUGCAUGUAUUCCUCUGGUAAAUAGGCACUGUCAUCCCUAUUCAAAGGAUGAUUACUCAUUUAUAUGCCACACUAGUCAAAGACUAUGCCUAGAAGCAUGGCAUAUAAAUAUGAGUAAUCAUGCUUUGAAUAGGGAUGACGGUGCCUAUUUACCAGAGGGAUACAUGCAUCUCAUUGGCAGGUGACGUCAUCCCUUGGGUGUUUAAGAAGCCAACGAUUGUAACUUCAGAUCACCCCUGAAGACACUAGACUGGAGUGUCGAAAUGUUGGGUCUUGAUUACAAUUCGACUGGGCUUUGUAAUCAUUUUUUUAAACCGGAGUAGCAAGCGAGAACAUGGUUGAUAUACCUGGUUGCAGUGAACGAACAAACUUUGAUCACCAUUUGUUUUUCUUUCCAUCCAUCCAGGAUUGUUUUUGUUUAAACUUUACAUGAGAACAAC
Molecule: messenger RNA, 2704 nt
Organism: Paramuricea clavata
Lineage: Eukaryota; Metazoa; Cnidaria; Anthozoa; Malacalcyonacea; Plexauridae
Source: the annotation of a GenBank genome assembly